Perca fluviatilis (European perch) is the source of this 3721-nucleotide messenger RNA. It is a transcript of the gene prickle1a, whose product is annotated as prickle homolog 1a. Lineage: Eukaryota; Metazoa; Chordata; Actinopteri; Perciformes; Percidae. The record is from RefSeq and is a predicted model, not a curated record. Gene Ontology annotation, molecular function: zinc ion binding. The coding region runs from base 528 to 3077 and encodes 849 amino acids. The transcript is spliced from 9 exons.
GCUAAUGUCAUUCCACUGUGACCGCCGAGAGGAACACCAUAGCGCACCGUGCGCCGCUGAAAUGACUGAGAUGUGGUGACAGACCAGGCUCCUUCAGCGCUCCUCUCCAAUGCAGCCAGUAUCUGGAGUUUAAGCUUAUCGCUUUGCACAGCUCUGGGUUCAGCUUUGCGGCACAGUGGUGCACCCUCUCUGGACUUUUCAUCUUAUGCCAAUGAGACGCAGCGUGAAUCGUUUUUCUCACUUCAGGAAUAUUGGUUCUGGAUACUCGGUUCACUGCGGCUGAACGCUUUGGGGCUUGGAGACGGGUGGAAGUGUGGAGUCCCCCGGGCCUCCAGAUGUAUGGACUCAGCUGUCGCCUGUCACUUUGGUGACAACUGCUCGGCACUUCGUGACCGCCGCUUGUUCGCCACUGCAAGGCUCCAUAGCUGUCAAGAGUGCUGUCGCGUGAGGGAGAAUGUGGUCAAGAACCCCGGCCACAUAGGCUACAGUAUGAGAAGUCACUCUCACUUUCUUAAAAAGAAAGUCUGAUGAGUCUGGCGAGUGCGGCAGUGUCGGCAGCUGGCUUCCAGGGCGGGGCGCGCAAGCGAGACUUGAUGAUGGAGCAUAAAGUCAGUAAGCUGACCUCUGGCUUCCAACGCAGCUCCACCUCCGACGAUGACUCAGGCUGUGCGCUGGAGGAGUACGCCUGGGUACCACCUGGCCUUAGGCCUGAACAGGUCCAGUUAUAUUUCUCCUGUCUGCCUGAGGAUAAGAUCCCCUAUGUGAACAGUCCUGGAGAGAAGUUUAGAAUCAAGCAGCUCCUCUACCAACUUCCACCGCAUGAUAAUGAGGUGCGUUACUGCCAGUCCCUCAGUGAGGAGGAGAAGAAGGAGCUACUUAUGUUCAGUGUCCAGAGGAAGAAGGAAGCGCUGGGGAGGGGCACAGUGAAACUGCUGCCCCGCAAUGUUCUGAACAGCAUUUGUGAGCAUUGUGGUGAAAACAUCAAUGGUGGAGAAAUGGCAGUGUUCUCCUCGAGGGCAGGCCCUGGGCUGUGCUGGCACCCUGCAUGUUUUGCCUGCUCCACAUGCAGCGAAAUGCUGGUGGAUUUGAUCUACUUCUACCAUGAUGGAAAGAUCCACUGUGGAAGGCACCAUGCUGAGCUACUCAAACCACGCUGCUCAGCCUGCGACGAGAUUAUCUUUGCUGAUGAGUGCACAGAAGCAGAGGGGCGCCAUUGGCACAUGAAGCAUUUCGCCUGCUUUGAAUGUGGAACAAUCCUGGGGGGGCAGCGCUAUAUCAUGAAGGACAGCAGACCCUACUGUUGUGGCUGCUUUGAGUCUCUCUAUGCAGAGUACUGUGAGGCCUGUGGAGAACACAUCGGUGUUGAUCAUGCUCAGAUGACCUAUGAUGGGAUCCACUGGCAUGCCACUGAAAGCUGCUUCAGCUGUGCCCAGUGUAAGAGCUCUCUGCUGGGCUGCCCAUUCUUGCCACACCAGGGCCGCAUUUACUGCUCAAAGGCCUGCAGCCUCGGGGAAGACGUGCAUGCCUCUGACUCCUCCGACUCUGCCUUCCAGUCAGCACGCUCACGUGAAUCCCGCCGCAGUGUGCGUAUGGGCAAGAGCAGUCGCUCAGCCGAUCAAUGCCGACAGUCGCUCCUCUUCUCACCCUCAGUCAACUAUAAGUUCCCUGGCUUCAGUGGAAACGCUGACGACACCCUGACCAACAAGCUUGCCCACAUGAACUUAUCUGAUGAGCAUUUCUGGAGGGGACAUGGUGAGGAGACUGAGGCACCUGAGGACCAAGAGGAGGAGUGGGCUGAGCAUGAAGACUACAUGACUCAGCUGCUAUUAAAGUUUGGGGAACAUGGGGUCUUUCAGCAAGCCAACGACUCCAGACCCACAGAUUUCUGGAUCACUGAAAAGGAUGCCAAGUCGAAGCAGGAGUCACCAAAAGCUGGCAGUGGUGGUGGAGGAAGGGGUAGCCUGGCCAGUAAGAAGUACCAGGCUGACAUGUACUGGGCCCAGUCACAAGAUGGGCUAGGGGACUCAGCCUAUGGUAGCCACCCAGGUCCGGCGAGCAGCAGAAAGAUCCAGGAGUUGGAGCUAGAUCAUGGGGCUGGAGGAGGCUUCCAGGGAGAGGAGCCACAAUGGUAUAAUGACUCUUUGGAGUGCAUCACGGACGAGUUCAAGAAGACAGAUCAGAGUGUCCGAGACUCUAUGGACUCACUGGCACUCUCCAAUAUUACCGGGGCCUCAGUAGAUGGUGAUAGUAAAGAUAGACCUUUGGUGUAUUCCCUGCAAGGCUUCCAUGAACUGGAGACAGAAGACUGUGAGAAAACCAGUAAUAUGGGAACCCUCAACUCCUCUAUGCUACACAGAAGUGCAAAUUCCCUGAAGAGCCUUGUAUCUGAGCAGGAGGAAAAUGUUCCAGAAGAGGAGGAGACACCUCUCCCAGAGGACAGACCCAAGCCUUAUAUCCCUGCCCUCAGGAGAACACGUUCACAAUCUAGGCCGCAGCAAGUCAAGUUCUCUGAUGACGUGGUGGACAAUGGCAAUUGCGAUCUCCCAGUGCGCCAACCACCUAUGAGUGAACGGACUCGUCGGAGAGUGUACCACUUUGAGGAGCAGGGCCAGGAACUUUCCUCUGGUCGCCACCAUCAUCACAACAGGAGGCGUCGCAGUCGCAAGUCUCGCUCUGACAAUGCUCUUAACCUUCUGCCCAAGGAGAGAGCCCAAAUGUGCUACAAAGUGGACCAUAGAGGGAACGCCCUCGGCCCCAAGGGGCACCAAGCCUUCAACGGCCACCCCAGUCCUGCUGCCAUGUCAGACUAUGGGGUACAGGGCCAAGCCAUGGGGAGGUUCUUGGAGCUGUAUGGGGAUGAUGAUGACUGGUGCUCUACAUGCUCUUCUUCCUCCUCUGAUUCUGAGGAAGAAGGCUUUUUCCUGGGUCAGCCCAUCCCUCAACCCAGGCCCCAUAGACACUACUACACUGAUGACUUGCCCAGCCCUGUGGCAGGCAUGUCCUCUCCUCCUUAUGGCCUACGGACUAAGUCCAAAAAGAAGAAAGGGCACAAGGGGAAAAACUGUAUAAUUUCAUAGACUUUUAUUACUCUCUUAUCCUUAGCUUUGGGUAAUGCUCUGCCACUCACCUCUGCCACAUGUCCACUGUUUAAAAUGCAGUAACAUCCUGCUUGCAGUUAAAUUCUUCACAGCACUCAAUUUACCCAGGUGUUUGUGUAAGACACAAGUCCUUAUUCGUCUUCAUAGGUGUGUGCAUAGCAUUGAAAACAAUGCCAGUAAAGUAACUAGUAUUUCAGAGUAAUACAUAUUUAUAAACCACCAUCUAAAGUGUGUUUAUUUAACAGUGAAGAUAUUACUGUAUAUAUUGUAGAAUUAAAAAAACAAACACUAAAUGGCUAUUUUUAUACCCUUGAGUUCAUGACAUGCUUUGUACCAAAAUGACAGUAACAUUUAACUAUCGGCAGUUGGUACAGAGCCAUUUUUCCAUAAGGGGGUCUGAAAUUGACAAGUUGACUCUGACCCAAGGUCCUCAAAGGUUUUUCUUCCAGGCUUGUUCAGCUCUAACAUAAGAGAAACACUGUGUGUAUUAAAAGGCCUGGUUGAGUGGUGUAUUUAUGGGUCACUGUAUUGUAAGCAAAUCAUUGUAAUCUGUAUAAAUGUACAAACUGGAAUAUAAGGCUAAGAUAGAUGAUAAUUGUAAUAAAAAUAACUAUAUAUCAUGA